AUGAUGGGAAUUGACCAUCCAAUAACUAUUGAUCAAGAUAAUAACGUUUUAUUCCAAAUUAAUGAUCAAAAGUCAAUGUUCUAUGCACAUUUGAACUUGGUUAAUUCUAUUUAUAGGUUUGCAAGUGUGAAUCUUUCAAAUCAAAUACUUGAAGAAUUUAAUUUAUUAAUUGAAGGAAAAGCUGAAGGAAAACCUUAUAAUAUAUAUGAGAAAAUCACAACUAUGGCUUCUAUUGUUGUCCCGAUUAUGAAAGAAUCAUUUAGAAACGAACAAAAUAAUAUUUUAAAUUCAACUUUGGAAUUUUACAUAGAAAUGCUGGACAAUGAAAAUAUAGAAAAUGCUUGUUUAGCAGCUUAUUAUUUGGCCCAAAUUUACCAAGUUUUGAGGAGAAAUGAGUAUCAAUCUGCUCUUCAGCCCAUAAUUACAAAGUUAAUGGCGUACUUCCGUAGAGAGGAAGUUAUUCUCCAUGCAGUGGCCGCUGAAUGCCUUUCAAAACUGUUUUAUUUCUCAGGAUAUAAAGAAGAAGACCGAAGAGAUUGGCUGAUUUUUGUAAAUGGUCCGACUCCUGGAAACGAAGAAUUGAGUCCGGAACCUUUAAUUCCAAUAAUUAUGGAUAAUUUUGGGAAAAUUCUUCAGAUUGUGAAUCAGAAUAGCCAUGUCUCGUUGAUAAAGCUUGUUUGUAGCAUAGAACUUAUGUUAGAACAAAAAUUGAAUGUUAUGAAAAAAGAUGAAAGUCAAUUAGAGGCCAAACCUGAAGAAGUUGAAGAAUUCAGAGCAUACAAAGAUAAUUUCUUCGGAAAUGUAUAUAAUUUUGUCAGAACAAGCUUUGAAAAUGCAUUAAAUAAUUUCAAUCUCGAUAAUCCAGCAACAGUAGCCCAAUAUUGUCAUUUCUGUGAUGUAUAUCUGGCAUAUGAAGUACUUAUUAAUCCAGAUAGUGAUGAAAACAAUCCAAUUUCAAUAUUAAAUCCAUAUGUUUCCGAAUUAUAUGGAGGAAUACAUCAAAUCGUUAGAACUCUACUAGAAUCAUAUGCUGGAUACCAAACAAGAGAGAAACAAGAUGAAAAUAUGAUUAUUUUGUUGAGAAAUUCAAUUGAAAAAACUUUACAAGUUUUUAAUAUGAUAUUAAAGACAUUUGUACCUAUCAAGUCGAUAAAUGUACUUGGGCAAUCAUUUAUUUCCGAUAUUUUCGGUAUGUUCAGUGAUUUACCAAAUUCUUGUUUUGUUCCUUAUGUUUUUACAUUCCUUCGCAACUCAACCUUUUAUGUUCAAUAUGUAGACCCUGAUUUCUGGAAGAUUAACGACGGAAUUCCAACAAAUUUGGUAAAUAUUCUUCGUUUUACAAUAAUUGAGAAUCCAAACAUCUUAUGUGUUCCAGAAAUACUGAAUUACCUUGCUCGUCUCAUCGACUCACGAUAUGUCUCAAUAGACCUCAUUCCUCAAGAAGAAUUAAAAUUAUUAAUCAGAUAUUCACUUUUUUAUAUGGAAAAUGAUGAUUUGAAAUCAUCAUUAGCUGCUCAUAAGCUUCUCCAUACAAUUAUUAGCACAAUAUGCGAUCUUGGCCAAGAUAUGAGAGAUUCAAUUUUUGAAACAGAUAUGAACAUAGACCAGGACAACGAAAUCAGGAUAGGAGAUUACAUUUUCAUAGAAAUGCUCAGAAUUUGUUCAACAGGAAAAACAAAAUUUGCAUUCGCUGAAUAUGCAAAAAUUGUAAAUCUCUCGAACUAUACAAACCCUUUAACAGAAUCUAUUGACUAUUUCGUUGAUGUUUUAUCGAAUAUUCUUUCUUCUGAUCCACAAAUCGUAAGAUCUCUAAUUGAAGGAAUAAUUACGAAUUCUCAUACAGAAUUUUUACAGAGAUUCAUAUGUACAUAUAGUGGACUAAGCAAACAUGAUCCAGAACUUGACUUUUCCCGUAAUAAGAAACCUUAUUCGAGACUAAAAAGCGAAUCUGAUAAAGUUGAAGAUAAAUUAAUACCUGCCUAUAAUCACGAAGAAGAUACAGUUGUUCAGGAAUCAUCCAUAUACUUCUAG
This is a messenger RNA of Trichomonas vaginalis G3, 2031 nucleotides long. RefSeq names its product armadillo (ARM) repeat-containing protein family. The record is from RefSeq and is a predicted model, not a curated record. The transcript has a single exon. NCBI's taxonomy places the organism in Eukaryota, Parabasalia, Trichomonadida, Trichomonadidae. Bases 1 to 2031 code for a protein of 676 amino acids.